This is a messenger RNA of Eleginops maclovinus (Patagonian blennie), 2648 nucleotides long. RefSeq names its product matrilin-3-like. Gene Ontology annotation, molecular function: calcium ion binding. The record is from RefSeq and is a predicted model, not a curated record. Bases 71 to 1744 code for a protein of 557 amino acids. The transcript is spliced from 8 exons. NCBI's taxonomy places the organism in Eukaryota, Metazoa, Chordata, Actinopteri, Perciformes, Eleginopidae.
UCCAGAACUUAGACUGUAUAAAUCCAGAUCCAGACCAGAGGCGGAGGGAACACAACUGUGUGCAGGCAACAUGACCUCAUUAACCUGGAGACUGCUUUGUUUCAUUUGCCUCCUGGUGCCUGGAACUCUGGGAACUUCCACACAGUUUGGGUCACGCAGCCGGCAGAUCCACUCAAUAAGUCCUUCCAUCCCAAGAGUAUCCUCACAAGUCUCUCCAAGAGUCCACCAGCGCUUUGGAGAGAUUAAAUCUAUUGAACCAAUAUUGGAAGAAGAUCCGACCACUGAAAGUUUCCAAGAGGUCCAGCAGCCGGGUGCUCAUUCAGCACGAGGCUCCCAGCAGCAGCAGGGGGCCCGGGCAGGGGCCAACAACUAUCUGCAGGAGAGACAGGGAGCUGACAAUGGAGCAACAAGAUCCAACUGCAAAAAUCGUCCUAUAGACCUGGUCUUCAUCAUAGACAGCUCCCGCAGUGUACGGCCUGCAGAAUUUGAAAAGGCCAAGGAGUUCCUGCAAGACAUGGUGGAGAGCUUGGAGAUCGGCUCAGAUGCCACACGAGUCGGCCUUGUCAAUUAUGCCAGCACGGUGAAGAUCGAGUUUCUCCUGAAGACAUACUUUUUGAAGCCAGCCAUGAAGCAGGCACUGGCACAAGUCGAGCCUCUUGCUUCAGGCACCAUGACAGGAUUGGCAAUCAAGACUGCCAUGGAGAAAGCUUUCACUGCGGAAGCAGGGGCCCGAGCUGGCUCCUCAAACAUCGCCAAAGUAGCCAUUAUUGUUACAGAUGGGAGGCCCCAGGAUAAGGUGGAGGAAAUAUCAGCGGCAGCUCGGGCGUCUGGGAUUGAGAUCUAUGCAGUGGGAGUAGACAGAGCCGAUAUGAUGUCCCUGCGCCUCAUGGCUAGCCAGCCACAUGAUGACCAUGUCUUCUACGUGGAGACCUAUGGUGUCAUUGAGAAACUCACUUUCAAAUUUAGGGAAACCUUGUGUGGUAAGGAUGAUGAUGAUGGAAGUGCGGAUAUUCCAUUAGAUGACCUAAUUGAUGAUUAUGGACUAGGUGGCAGAAAAGACGGUAAAGGAAAAAAUAAUGCAAAUGACGAUAAAGGAAACAAGGGUUUGGAUGCAUGUGCUCAGGGACACAACUGCCAGCACCUGUGUGUCAACAAUGGCAACUCGUACAACUGCAUGUGUCGCGAGGGCUACAUCUUGAACCCGGACAAGAAAACAUGCGCACGUUCAGAUACAUGUGCCCAGGGACAUGACUGCCAACAUAUUUGUGUCAGCACUGAUGACUCGUUUGUCUGCAAGUGUCGAAUGGGACAUAUGUUGAACGCAGACCAGAAAACAUGCUCACGAUCAGAUGCAUGUUCCCAGGGACAUGAUUGCCAACAGAUUUGUGUCAACAAUGAUGACUCGUAUAUCUGCAAAUGUCAUGUGGAUUAUGUAUUGAACGCAGACCAGAAAACAUGCUCACGUUCAUCUUCAGAUGCAUGUCCCCAGGGACACAAUUGCCAGCAGAUUUGUGCCAAAAAUGGGAACUCUUACAUCUGCAAGUGUUGGGUUGGUUACAUCUUAAACAUGGACCAGAAAACAUGCUCACAGGAAAUGAGAGGUGAGAUAACUCAAGAUGCCUGCAUGUGUGAAGCUCAGAUUUUGUUCCAGAAAAAAGUGCAGUCCACCAUUCAGGAGCUGAGCAGAAAACUUGAUGAACUUUCAGACAAAGUGAGCCUGAUUGAGGGCGAGCAGCAGUAUUGAGGACAGCAGUAUAUAUAGACAUGUUCAAGAAAAGCAAUGUAUCCAACUAUUUUUAACCUGCAGAAAAUCAUCUGUAACCUUUAAAAAAGGUCUUUAAAUGCUUUAUAUUAUUAACAUUUAUUUUGCAUUCACAAUACUGUUUGGUUUUACUUCUGUAAAAUAUGUUAUAACUGGUGUCAAUGUUUGAAUAUCCCUGUAUAUUUUUAAGAAAAGUACAAUUCCUCAUUGCAGUGUAAGCCAAUGAGUUGAGACUUAAACAAAGAUAUUUAAGGAAGCUAUAGUUGAAAGUUUCCUUUCAUAAUGAAUGGUAGGAUGGUCACUUUUUGUUGGAGUGUUUGGUGUGAUCAACGGAUCCGAGAACAUUUCUUGGUAGAACAAACCAUAAUAUUAACUCAACAACUAAACUCUGAUACAACAAGUGCAUUGUUGUUAUCCGUCUGAUUGCAGCAUUAUUAUGCAAAGAAUAAAUCCUUAUCCAAUUGGUUCAUGGCACUUUUCUUGAAACCUGAAAUGUUGCUACAAUUACAUUUUGCGAUGUUAAUUGGUUGUAAGUGUUUUGUUUGUAACUGACAGGAUUAAAUGUUUAAUGGGAGAUGGAAAACUGUUCAUGGAGUUCAAGGGUUAUCUGGCUGCUUCAAAACUUUGCACGCUUAAACUGUUGGCAGUGAGCUAUCCUGGAGAUUUAAGUCAAGCUCCAUUUCACAUCCAACUAAAAGAGUACUUCACUGCUCAAUUUCUUCAUCAUAAAAACAUGUGAAAAAGUUGAAAAGAUUAUUUAUGUAGCAGAGCACUUUGUAAAUUGACAAAUAGGUGUAUACCUAUGGUGUUUUUGUGACAACAUGUCUGUAUAUUUUAAAUUGGGUGUUAACCUGCACAUGGAAAUUAAAUAUUGUGAAAGAAUGGA